Messenger RNA from Monoraphidium neglectum, 1296 nucleotides. RefSeq names its product oligopeptidase B. Gene Ontology annotation, molecular function: serine-type endopeptidase activity. The transcript has 15 exons. NCBI's taxonomy places the organism in Eukaryota, Viridiplantae, Chlorophyta, Chlorophyceae, Sphaeropleales, Selenastraceae. The record is from RefSeq and is a predicted model, not a curated record. The coding region runs from base 1 to 1296 and encodes 431 amino acids.
AUGGGCAGGUCCGCAGUCAUUGUCGCCGCCGCAGCGGGCGCCGCGGCGGGUGCUGCGGCAGCGGCAGCCUUCGUUGGCCGCCGCCAGGCAAGCGGCGUGCGCGGCCUCUUGAACGGCAACUACUCGUGGAUGACCCACAAGGAGCGCUGCUUGGUCCGCGCCCUCGUGAGCCACGGCCACUCCCACCUGUUCCGCUCGUGGCCGCGCCCCGGCAUUGGCGACGACGCCAAGCGGCGGCUGCUGGCCGCGGCGGCGGCGCGGCUGGCGGGCGAGGGCGGCGAGUUGGAGGAGGCCCGGCUGCAGGUCCUGCAGCCGCCGGUGGCCCCCAGGCGGCCCCUCGACCUGAACCUACAUGAUGACGUGCGCAGCGACGAGUAUUACUGGCUGCGCGACGACGCGCGCAAGGACAAGGACGUGCUGGCUUACCUGAAGGAGGAGAAUUCCUACACUGAGGCGGUGCUGGCAGACACGAAGGACCUGCAGGACGCCCUGUACAAGGAGAUGCGCGGCCGCAUCCAGGAGGAGGACUCCAGCGUGCCGACCAGGUACAAGGGCUACUGGUACUACAGCCGAACAGGCGAGGGCCAGCAGUACAAGGUGCACUGCCGCAAGGCCGUGCCGGCGGACGCGGCGCCGCCGAGCGAGGCGGACGCCCCCGCGGAGGGGGCGGUGGAGGAGGUUCUGCUGGAUGAGAACGCGCGGAAGGAGCAGGGCAAGCACGAGUUUUACAUGGUGUCGUCUGUCGAUGAGUCGCCGGACCAGAAGCUGCUGGCCUGGGCGGAGGACGUGGUGGGGGGAGAGCGGUACAACCUGCACGUCAAGGACAUCGCCACGAGUGCGCGACUCAGCGGCCCGAUCCCAAACACGAGCGGCGACGUGGUCUGGGCCAACGACAACGCCACCCUGUUCUACACCCUCAAGGACCACCUGGAUCGCCCCUACAAGGUCAUGAGGCACAGGAUCGGCACCCCGCACUCUGAUGACGUGGCGGUGUAUGAAGAGGCUGACGAGGCCUUUUACGUCGGCAUUGGCCGCGACUCCAGUGACGAGAUUCUGUACAUUCACGCGGGCUCCGCCGUCACCAGUGAAACGCGCUUUCUCUCGGCCGACGACCCCACUGGGGAGUUCAAGCCUGCGCUGCCCAGAGUGCCGGACGUGGAGUACUCUCUGAGCCACCAUCCAGGGCCGAAGGGCGAGGGCAAGGGCUGGUUCCUCAUCUCGCUGCGCGACAAGGAGCACCCAAACUCUGAGGUCCGGGUGGCGCCGGUCAGCAACCCCCAGGAUCAGACGCCUUGA